This is a messenger RNA of Filobasidium floriforme, 1149 nucleotides long. RefSeq lists its product as uncharacterized. Lineage: Eukaryota; Fungi; Basidiomycota; Tremellomycetes; Filobasidiales; Filobasidiaceae. Gene Ontology annotation, biological process: isocitrate metabolic process; tricarboxylic acid cycle. Gene Ontology annotation, cellular component: mitochondrion. The coding region runs from base 1 to 1149 and encodes 382 amino acids. The record is from RefSeq and is a predicted model, not a curated record. The transcript is spliced from 7 exons. Gene Ontology annotation, molecular function: isocitrate dehydrogenase (NAD+) activity; magnesium ion binding; NAD binding.
AUGUUCCGAACCGCUCUCAAGUCUUCCACCGGCGUUCUCGCCCAGGCCUCGGCCAGGACCUCGGUGCCUUUUGCCGUCAGGGCCGCCUCCAACUUGGCUGGUAGCCCCGUCACCGGUGCUGGCAGGGACAAUGUCCCGACCAAGUACGGUGGUACCUACACCGUCACUCUCAUUCCCGGAGACGGUAUCGGAGCCGAAGUCGCCGACUCGGUCAAGGAGAUCUUUACCUCGCUCAACGUCCCCGUCGAGUGGGAACAGUACAACGUCUCGGGCGAGACCCACGGCGACGAGGCCGAGUUCAAGCGAGCCAUGGAGUCCCUCAAGCGUAACAAGGUCGGACUCAAGGGAAUCCUCUACACCCCGAUCGAUGGACACAACUCGUGGAACGUCGCCAUGCGUCAAUCCCUCGACAUUUACGCCAACGUCGUCGUCUGCAAGACCUUGGACGGUGUCCCCACCCGACACGAUGGAGUCGACUUUGCCAUCAUCCGAGAAAACACCGAGGGAGAGUACGCCGGGUUAGAGCACCAGAGUUACCCGGGAGUGGUGGAGAACUUGAAGGUCAUGACCCGGGUCAAGGCCGAGAGGAUCGCCAGGUUCGCGUUCGACUAUGCGCUCAAGAACGGCAGGAAGAAGGUCACUUGUGUCCACAAGGCCAACAUUAUGAAGCUCGGAGACGGUCUCUUCCUCAACACUUGUACCGAGGUUGCCAAGGAGUACGCUGCCAGCGGAAUUGCUUUCGACUCGAUGAUCGUCGACAACACCUCGAUGCAGAUGGUCUCGAAGCCCCAGCAGUUCGACACCAUCGUCUGCCCCAACUUGUACGGUAACAUCUUGUCAAACAUCGGAGCCGCCCUCGUCGGUGGACCUGGUAUCGUUCCCGGUGCCUCGUUGGGACGAGAGAUUGCCUUGUUCGAGCCCGGGUGUCGACACGUCGCUGCCGACAUUGCCGGCAAGAACGUCGCCAACCCUUCCGCCAUGAUCCUCUCUUCGAGCAUGUUGCUGCGACACCUCGGUCUGAACAAGCAGGCCAACUCGAUCGCCUCGGCCGUCUACAAGGUCAUCAAGGAUGGCAAGUUCAAGACGAGGGACAUCAAGGGAACCACCUCGACCACGGAUUUCACCAAGGCCAUCAUCGAGCAGCUCUAA